Messenger RNA from Rubroshorea leprosula, 2172 nucleotides. NCBI's taxonomy places the organism in Eukaryota, Viridiplantae, Streptophyta, Magnoliopsida, Malvales, Dipterocarpaceae. The record is from the annotation of a GenBank genome assembly.
AGCGAUGCAUGGCCUCAACUUUACCUUCUCUGCAACAGCGAACCCUCCUUCUUCAUCCUCGCCUGUGUCAUCUUCUUCUCCCUCACUCCUCCAGGUUUCUUCAUCUGGGCACAUUUAUUUUUCUCUAGUAGGUUCUCUUACCAAAUAAAACCAGUUACACUCAGAUAAAUUCUUCAUUCAUCCCAAUCAAAUACAUCCAGGAUCUCGCUUAUUGCUGUGUUUGAUUUGGAGUUGAAAUUUGAAAGAUUUUAGAAACGUUUCUUCUUCUGGGUGAAAAUGAAGGUGGCCCAGAAAGAAUCGGUGGUUUGGGAUCAGAUUCAGAUGAGGAGUCCUUCCACGAACGCCCUGGUAUCCGGAUCCCCGACCCGACCCGUCCCCAAACUCAUGGUCUGGUUAAUCCUCUUCGCCUCCCUCACCUACGUCGUCUACACCCUCAAGCUCCUCACUGCCCCCUCCCACGCCGCCUGUGACGAUCAUCUAUUCUCCUCCUCCGCCGUUAGUAAUCAGCAACACAUUUCGCUCCCUUCAAUCUCCAACACGACCUUGCCCACGCCGUCGAUUCAAAAUCAGACGGUUGGUGUUUCUCAUCGAGAUAUCCUGGAAGAGACCAGGAAGGACCCGACAGAAAUCCACCACAUCGUUUUUGGUAUUGCGGCUUCCUCGAGGCUCUGGCAGAAGAGGAAAGAGUACAUCAAGAUUUGGUACCAGCCGAACCAAAUGCGGGGGGUGGUGUGGCUGGACAAUCGAGUGAAAUACACCGCCGAGGACCGGGAAGCGUUGCCGCCUGUGAGAAUCUCGAGUGACACCUCGAACUUCCCGUACACGAACCGGAAGGGGCACCGGUCCGCCAUUCGGAUCUCGCGGAUCGUCUCGGAGACGCUGCAUUUGAAGCAGGACAACGUGAGGUGGUUCGUAAUGGGUGACGACGACACCGUUUUCAUCACGGAGAAUCUCGUGAGGAUCCUGAACAAGUACGAUCACAACCAAUUCUAUUACAUCGGGAGCCUGUCGGAGUCCCAUUUGCAGAACAUAUUUUUCUCCUACGGCAUGGCGUACGGCGGCGGCGGGUUCGCCAUCAGCUACCCGUUGGCCAAGGCGCUGUCCAGGAUGCAGGAUAGGUGUAUUCAGAGGUACCCUGGAUUGUACGGCUCCGACGACAGAAUGCAGGCUUGUAUGGCCGAACUCGGUGUCCCACUCACUAAGGAACUCGGUUUUCAUCAGUAUGAUGUUUAUGGGAAUUUGUUUGGACUUCUUGCCGCGCAUCCUGUGACGCCAUUAGUGUCGCUGCAUCACCUGGAUGUUGUCGAGCCCAUUUUCCCCAAUGUGACGAGGGUUGAAGCACUUCAGCGGCUAAUGUUGCCUGCGAAGUUGGAUUCAGCAGGGCUAAUGCAACAAUCCAUCUGCUAUGACGGUGCCAAGGGCUGGACCGUUUCGGUUUCUUGGGGUUUUGCUAUUCAGGUUUUCAGGGGCGUCUUUUCACCCCGUGAGAUGGAGAUGCCUUCAAGAACGUUCUUGAAUUGGUAUAGAAGAGCGGAUUACACUGCAUACGCAUUCAACACCCGCCCAGUUAGCCGAAACCCAUGUCAGAAACCUUUUGUGUUUUACAUAUCCAAUGUGAAAAUGGAUUCUGAAUUAAAUCAAACAGUCAGUGAAUAUGUGCGCCACCGAGUUCCUCACCCUCCCUGCAAGUGGAAGAUGGCUGAUCCUGCUGAGCUUGACAAGGUGGUGGUCUUCAAGAAACCCGACCCCUAUCUAUGGGACAGAUCUCCGAGAAGGAAUUGUUGCAGGGUGAUGGAGUCGAAUAAGAAAGGAACAAUGAUGGUGGAUGUGGGUAUAUGUAGGCAAAACGAGUUAAGUGAAGUAUAGGGAUAAAACCAGAAAAAAACGUUUGGAUAGUAGCCGUCCCCUUCAUCCCUCCAUUUCCAAUUCUUAAUUUAUUCGUCAAAAUGUUUCCAAUUUUGUAAGCGGACGUCCUCUCAUCAAGGGUAAUGCAAGCAGGACGAAUCAUUAUUAGUUGAAAAAAAAAAAAACCAGAAAUGUGUUUCUUGUAUAAAAUCUGGUAGUUUGACACACAUUUUAGUGCACAGCAACUUAGUUUUACUUCCUUAUGUCAUUUAUGAGUUCAUUUUUUUCACUAUUCGUAUUGUACUGCAAUAUAAAAAAAAUAUUCUU